This is a messenger RNA of Oncorhynchus nerka (sockeye salmon), 414 nucleotides long. RefSeq names its product receptor-type tyrosine-protein phosphatase beta-like. The transcript has 2 exons. The coding region runs from base 18 to 284 and encodes 88 amino acids. The record is from RefSeq and is a predicted model, not a curated record. NCBI's taxonomy places the organism in Eukaryota, Metazoa, Chordata, Actinopteri, Salmoniformes, Salmonidae. Gene Ontology annotation, molecular function: protein binding.
CAUCCAGACUGCGGAACAUGCAUUGUUUCCCCCAGAGUUCCUCAUCCAUCUCCUGUUCCUGGACCUUCCCUGACUCCCACUGGGACUCCUAUACUGUGGAGGUGCGUCAGCAGGACAGCUGGGAGCUGGUGUACGCCCUGCGCCUGGCCCGGGAUAGUACCUUACUCAGCCUGGAGAACCUACAGCCUUACAGGAGAUACAACGUGGCUGUCAGAGUGGCCUCAGCUGGACUCAGCAGCCCCGCCGUGGAGGAGAACGUGGUCACCAUGAUCGACCGUGAGUAACUACCUAUACCGGCUGACAACCGGAGUUGUAUCAUAGACCCCAUCCAAGAGUUUAUCUGCUGUAAGAUCCAGACCCACAAUCACCAUGACAACAAACCAGGUCACCACACAGUACCACCACACCAGAUGA